AUGGCCGUUAAACAGGUGGAGAUUCCUCGUAAUUUGGCAAAAAACGAAACCAUUAAACUGAGUAUUGAUGCUUUGCAUUCAGAAGUAGAAGCUAUGAAAGAUCUUGAUCAUUUGAAUGUUGUUCAGUAUCUUGGGUUUGAGCAGGUUGGAAACAGAUAUAGUUUAUUUCUUGAAUAUGUUGCAGGGGGAUCUGUUGGUAGUUGUAUCAGAAUGCAUGGAAAAUUUGAUGAACAGAUGAUUAGAUUUUUAACUAAGCAAGUAUUAGAUGGCUUAUCUUAUUUGCAUUCGCUUGGUAUUCUUCAUAGAGAUUUGAAAGCUGAUAAUUUGCUAUUAGAUUUAGAUGGUGUUUGCAAAAUAUCCGAUUUUGGAAUAUCCAAAAGAAGUGCAGAUAUUUAUUCUAAUGAUACUGAUAUGUCAAUGCAAGGAACAAUAUUUUGGAUGGCACCAGAAGUUGUUGAUAAUGUUGUACAUAACAAGAAAAUGGGAUAUAGUGCAAAAAUUGAUAUCUGGUCAUUGGGAUGUGUUGUUUUGGAGAUGUUUGUUGGUAGAAGACCAUGGUCUAAUUCUGAAGCAGUAAGUGCUUUGUAUAAUUUGGGCAAAAUGAGACAAGCGCCACCAAUACCUGACACAACAAGAAAGGAUAUGUCUAGUCUGGGUUUAGAUUUUUUGAAUAAGUGUUUUCAAAGCGAUCCAGAAAAGAGACCUAUUGCUAAAAUACUUUUAAAGCAUUCAUUUUGUGAUGUUGCAUCUGAAUUUGAUUUUAAUAAAACCCAAUUGGCUCAGAUGAUCAAAAAUAACAAUAGAUCAAAAGGUGAUAGUUUUAAGAAAAAUCAUUAUAGAUGA
Ascoidea rubescens DSM 1968 is the source of this 843-nucleotide messenger RNA. RefSeq names its product kinase-like protein. NCBI's taxonomy places the organism in Eukaryota, Fungi, Ascomycota, Saccharomycetes, Ascoideales, Ascoideaceae. The record is from RefSeq and is a predicted model, not a curated record. Gene Ontology annotation, molecular function: protein kinase activity; ATP binding. The coding region runs from base 1 to 843 and encodes 280 amino acids. Gene Ontology annotation, biological process: protein phosphorylation. The transcript has a single exon.